GGUUUGAUUGGCUUGGGGAAGGCGGACGAAGGAAGGCGGAUGUGAGCCAGCCGAGCUCGUGAGGAUUUGCCAGCUGGCCGAGUGUCGUCAACACCACAACCGCCGCGUUCGUCCACGACUCCAGUACGAAUGUAUGGAGGCUCCGCUCGCUUAUUUGUCGAUUCGAGCCCGUCGCGAUGGAAUUGAAACCGCGGAGGCAGCUCACGUCGACUCGACGAAGCGGGAUGUAAACAAAACAGCGCGGCGGCAAUGGCGAGAGGAACAAAAGAGACUUGUCUUCAACUAACCAGCAGUUAAACCGGUUAACAUUAGCCGACUUAACUGGGAUUUCAUUACAGGGGAGGACCCAGUUGCAUCCUCGUCUAACGAAAGCCGAACUAAAGUGAAUGCCUGUUGGCCAUGGCGGCUGUGGUUAGUUACACGCCACCGUGGUGGGUCAACCUGCUGCACCGACUUCCACAUUUCAACUUCAGGUUCGACCGAACGAGCGGCGACUUCCAGCCAGAGGACUGGACCUAUCAACAGUCCAUCCUGUUACUCGGAGGUGUGGCGCUGGCCUGUCUGGCUCUGGACCUGCUGUUCCUGCUCUUCUACUCCAUUUGGUUGUGCUGCCGGCGCAACAAAAACCAGGACCAACCCUCGGCCGACUGCUGCUGCACCGCCUGGUGUGUCAUCAUCGCAACGCUCGUGUGCAGCGCUGGCAUUGCUGUAGGUUUCUAUGGGAACGGCGAGACUUGCGACGGAGUGAAUCGGCUGACUUAUUCCCUGCGCCAUGCAAAUCGCACAAUCAGUGGUGUGCAGAAGCUGGUUUCCGAUGGAACGUCUUCGCUGAACCGGACGGUAGAUGACAACCUGCAGCAGCUUGAGGGCCAGUACGCCCAGCACGCGGACUACCUGUCCAUCAUCCAAAAGCUGCAGGGCGAGCUGGACGAGCUGGUCAAACAGAUGGCGGAGAUCCCCUUCUGGGACAACAGCAAGAUCUCCCUGGAGGAGCUGGCUGUCCGAAUCGAGCUGUAUGACUGGUACAGGUGGCUGGGCUAUCUCGGUCUGCUGCUUUUCGAUGUCCUCAUUUGUCUGCUGGUGCUGUUUGGCCUCAUUCGCAAGUCCAAGGGGACGCUGAUCGGGGUAUGCUUGUUUGGUGUCGUGGCUCUGGUGGUCAGUUGGGCCUUGCUUGGGCUGGAGUUUGCUGUCUCUGUGACCUCCAGCGACUUCUGCGUGGCUCCUGACACGUACGUCACCCAAGUGGCUGACCAGUAUGGAGUCAUUAAUCAAGAAAUCCUCAAGUACUACCUUAGUUGCAGUUUGGAGCAAACCAACCCCUUCCAGCAGAAGCUGUCUGGGAGCCACAAAGCACUUGUUGAGAUGCAGGGCGAUGUGCUGGAGCUUCUGCGCUCGUCCACCGGGGAAUACAAACAAACUCAGGGAAGCUUGGAGCAGAUCCAGGGGAUACUGAACACCACAGAGAUCAGCCUUCAUCAGCUCACAGCCUUGGUGGACUGCCGCAGCCUGCACAUGGACUACGUGCAGGCCGUGACGGGGGUGUGCUACGACGGGCUGGAGGGCCUCAUCUACCUGGUGUUCUUCUCCUUCGUGACGGCCCUUAUGUUCAGCUCCAUUGUUUGCAGCGUGCCUCACACCUGGCACAACAAGCGGGCGGAGGAGGACAGCGAUGACGGCUCGCUGGGUCGCAGCGGGAGGCAGAACCAUGACAACCUGUACCGCGUCCACAUGCCCAGCUUGUACAGCUGUGGCAGCAGCUACGGCAGCGAGACGUCCAUCCCUGCCGCCGCGCACACCGUCAGCAACGCGCCAGUCACCGAGUACAUGGCUCAGAACGCCAACUUCCCAAACUCCCGCUGCGAAAACACACCCCUGAUCGGCCGAGAGUCUCCUCCGCCCUCGUUGUAUUUGACUCCCGCCCACACUAACAGCGGCCACAGCUGGCAGCUAAAGCCUUCGGACAGCUCCAGAUCGUUUUGGUAACCUCGCCUGCCAUGCUAACAGUACACCUCCAGCAUGCGGGCAAAGUACCUUGCUAACAGCCAACCAGAGUCCAACACCCCCGCAUCAAACUAGCCGGAACCGGACACCCCCAAAUGGCCGGCACAUCUUUAAAAAAAAAAAAACACUCCGCCUGUGUUUUAGUUGCUUUCAGUCAUCGUCUCAUGGAAAGCUCUUUGGAUCACUCUCACUUAGCGCUCACCUGUUAAUCCCGAUUCUUUCAGUCAAAUAAGGAGACAUCUUACUGGAAUUGAUGAGGCCUGGACUCAGGUACACAAACCCACGUUGAGACUGGAGACAUGACGGAAGGAGUAUUUUUUUUUUUUUUUCUUUCUUACCUGAAGUGAAGACCUUUUACAGGGCACCGCGUCAGUCUUACAUUUGACCCCAGGCGACGUUGACUCUACAUUAUACAAUGUCUUUGAUACUUUUGUCUUAACUCUGGUGUUUGGGACCAGUCAUCCUGCACAACUGCAUGUCUUACGAGCUUACAACGGAGCAUUUUCUGUUGUUGUUGGAAAUAGUCCGACGGCAGCCGUGAGCUACAAAGCUGUGAAUUUGGAGGAUUCGAUUAGCUGGUGACACGGCAUCUGACAAAGAAGCCGUCACAGGAAGCUAGAUGGAGAAUCAACGGAGUGAGCGAACCAUUAAAACUUGAGACGUUUACGUACUACUGGAAAACUCUUCUCAAGGACCUGCCUGCUCACCACAAAACACAACUGUGACUUUUCCUGAAUCUGCCCAGCAACAGCUACGCCACCUAUCACAAUGCAGCCGUUUACAGUUGAUGUGAAAUCUGCAUUUUGUCGUCGUUUUGCUUUUUGUAGAGUUUAAAACGUUUUUGCAUUGGCAAUGCAGCAUCUCACAAAUGUGUUUUAGCAUUUCUAACAAAUAGGUGAAGGCAAUGAGUUUACACCAGUUGUGCGUCGGAUUUUGUUUGCGGGAGAACUUCUGGCGGUGCCAAUUGAACUUUUUGUCUUAAAUGAGCCUGAUUUUUAAUUUUUUUUCCCCCUCAAUCAUGCUUUAUGCUCUGUACACUCAUCUGUUUUAGGUUGGCCGUCAUAUUCUUGCUGUUAUUGUUGGAUGUUGAAGAUUUAUUGUAACAGGGAAAAACAUACUUUGAAAAAUUCCUUACUUUUACAUUUUUGGUUUGAUUUCCUUUUAAUUUUUAGAAUCUUAAAGCAAGCACACAGUGAUGCGUCAUGUGAAUAUGGUAGCCAGUUUCAUUUUUAAUCAGGUUUAUCCUCGUAGGUUAUUUUAUAUAUAUAUAUAUAUAUAUAAAAAAAAUCUUCAACAUGUACAUGGGAGCAAAAACAAAACAAAAAACAACUGUGGCUAUAUUAAGUUUGACUGCUGUGUUUCAAAAAAUUAAAAGAUGUUUAACUCUGAA
Molecule: messenger RNA, 3391 nt
Organism: Phyllopteryx taeniolatus (common seadragon)
Lineage: Eukaryota; Metazoa; Chordata; Actinopteri; Syngnathiformes; Syngnathidae
Gene: ttyh3a
Product: tweety family member 3a
Exons: 16
Coding region: 400-1983 (527 amino acids)
Cellular component (GO): plasma membrane
Molecular function (GO): volume-sensitive chloride channel activity; intracellularly calcium-gated chloride channel activity
Source: RefSeq, a predicted model, not a curated record